Molecule: messenger RNA, 1298 nt
Organism: Parasteatoda tepidariorum (common house spider)
Lineage: Eukaryota; Metazoa; Arthropoda; Arachnida; Araneae; Theridiidae
Product: histone H2B
Cellular component (GO): nucleosome
Molecular function (GO): DNA binding; protein heterodimerization activity; structural constituent of chromatin
Source: RefSeq, a predicted model, not a curated record
CCAAACUCUGCGCUUAUACAUACAGCGGAGUUUCCCAUUGGAUUAUUAAGGUAAGGUAGGAUCAUCACUUGCCGGUAACAACGCAACAAUCGCGGAUGUAAUAAAUAAAUCCUCCGAGAAAAAUUGAAUAAUUAUAAGCCAUCGGACUAAAAUUUAACUGUUCCACCAGGAAUUGAAUUAGCUUGGGAAUGAAAUUGACAUUGAAUUUUUAACACUUCUGUUGAUUGAGAUUAUUUCAUUCGCUAAAUACAGCUGUCAAAACCAGCGUUUGAUUGGAAUUUUAUUUCCGAAGCAACAUGCCUCCCCAACUCAGUGGAAAAGCUGUUAAAAAGGCUGGCAAAGCUCAGAAAGCUGUUAGAGCUGGUGACAAAAAACGCAGGAAGAAGAAGAGGAAGGAAAGUUUCAGUAUUUACAUAUAUAAGGUCCUGAAGCAGGUCCAUCCGGACACUGGCAUCUCGAGCAAGGCCAUGUCCAUCAUGAACAGCUUCGUCAAUGACAUAUUUGAACGCAUUGCCGCCGAAUCUUCUCGCCUGGCCCACUACAACAAGCGGUCAACUAUCACUAGCCGAGAGGUACAGACCGCUGUCCGGCUGCUCUUGCCCGGCGAACUGGCCAAACACGCGGUAUCCGAAGGCACCAAAGCUGUUACCAAAUAUACUAGUUCAAAAUGAAAGACAUACCUUUGCCGCGAUGUGCCCGUCUAUUAAUUAUUUCCUAACUCAUGCCACGUGAAUUAAAAUGCAUUUGGAGAUAUGAUGUGAUUUUUUUUAAAAAAUAAAUGAUAAGGUGGUACAAAAUAUGCAGUUUUUCGAUUUUCACGGGAUCUUACUAACUUUGCAAUGUCCCCUUUGCGGGGAAUUGUAAAACAUGCAAUUUUUGCCAUUAUUUGUGGUGAUAAAAAAAAGUCAAGAAACCUCAAUUAUGACUUCUUUUUUUUCUUUUUACUUAAAUACUUUUGUUCUCUUGUUAUAUAUUUCAUCAACGUGUGAAAUACCAUUUACUUUGUGUUCAUUUAAAUUUGAUUCGUUGUAAUUUAUAUCUGACAGGUAUACAAUGUUCAACUUGCUGGGAGUUACGAAAAUAAUAAUAAAUAAUGUAGAUAUGCAGUUUCUACCACUUUUUGUAACGAUAAAAUAAUGCAAUUUUUUGAUCCACGAAAAUUUAAAUUUUGGCAGAAAUGUUUUACUUUAAUAUUUUUGUUUUCGCAGUUUUAUGUAUUUCCAAUUGUAACUAAUUUCCUAUAAUUCUUAUAACUUUUUUGUGAUGAUGAAAUAAUACAAUUUCUUUUCUCAUGAAAA